Amphimedon queenslandica is the source of this 429-nucleotide messenger RNA. Its product is annotated as translation initiation factor IF-2-like. NCBI's taxonomy places the organism in Eukaryota, Metazoa, Porifera, Demospongiae, Haplosclerida, Niphatidae. The record is from RefSeq and is a predicted model, not a curated record. The coding region runs from base 1 to 429 and encodes 142 amino acids. The transcript has a single exon.
AUGUGCUGCCUUUGUUGUUGCAGCAAAGGCAGUCCUGGAGCGGGAGGGGCUCCUCCAGGAGGAAGCACGGGUGCCACUUUAGGAGGGAGCACCGGUGGGCCUCCGUCUACUGGAGGUGGCGGGCGUCCAGCUCUUGGGAGUGCUGGAGGUGGUGGUGGAGGCCCUCCAUCUCCAGCCACUGGAGGUGGCGGACCUCCAGCUGCUGGUAGAGCUGGUGGUGGUAGCAGGCCUCCAGGAAAUGGUGGUGAAGGCCCUCCAUCUCCAUCUACUGGAGGUUGCGGACCUCCAUCUACUAGUGGUAAAGUUGGCCUCCUGGAGGUGGUGGUGGUGGAGGCCCUCCAGCUAAUGAUUGUCCGCCAUGAUACUCAUCAUAAUUCAUAUACUACCAAACAAUAUGAAAAUAUAAUGAUAGGUUUUGUAAUUUUGUAA